Messenger RNA from Condylura cristata (star-nosed mole), 576 nucleotides. It is a transcript of the gene THAP10, whose product is annotated as THAP domain containing 10. NCBI's taxonomy places the organism in Eukaryota, Metazoa, Chordata, Mammalia, Eulipotyphla, Talpidae. The record is from RefSeq and is a predicted model, not a curated record. Gene Ontology annotation, molecular function: sequence-specific DNA binding.
AUGGAAACUACCAUUUCCGGUCUGGUCCUCAAAUUUACUGACCAACUCCGGCGUUCGAGCCCCAGAGAAUCAGAGCUGGAGGGUAAGGAGGAGGAGGAGGAGGUUACCGCGGGGAGGCCGGCCACCUUGGUAGCUAUGACAAUCGCCACUUCCGGUCCGUCCCUCUUUAGGACCCACGUCAGCUCGGACCGCGCGAAAUUUUCGCUGUUCCGCUUCCCCAAGGACCAGGCGGCGCGACUGCUGUGGAACCGCUUCUCGCGUGGCCGCCGUGCCAGCUGGUACGGUGGCAAUGAUCGCGCGGUCAUCUGCUCUGACCACUUCGCUCCAGCCUGUUUUGACGUUUCUUUGGUCGUUCAGAACAACCUGCGUUUCUAUCAACGCCUGAAGUUCCUGGCGGGCGUUGCGCCCACCCUGCAACGGGUAUCCUCCCCAGCGUCGAAGGGGCAAGAAGGGGAAAACCAAGCAGGCGGCCUCGAAAUGGGCCGAGAGCCCCAGGCAGCCAGACAAACCGAGUCGCAUCUGGCUCCAGCUUCCUACCCACUGCGGGAUGGAAAGAGAGCCGCUGCUUCACUAUAA